UUCAAAUCUGAUUCUGCCUCAAACUCCUCCUAUAAAAUAUCAGACACAAAGCUUAAUAUCGCUCGCUAAAGGCCUAUUUUCUUGGAGUGCUAGUAGACAAUAAGCAUGGAGCACCAACAGGAAGAAACAUCCAUUCCUCACGUUCUCAUCUUCCCUCUCCCGUUACAAAGCACAAGCAACUCCAUGCUUCAGCUAGCUGAGCUAUUGUGCCUUGCUGACCUUAAAGUCACCUUCAUCAACACAAACCACAAUCAACAACGUCUCCUCCGUCACACCAACGUCCAAUCUCGUUUCGAGCAAUAUCCUUCAUUCCAAUUCCUCACAAUAUCUGAUGGCCUAUCCGAGGAUCACCCGCGUUCAGCCGAACAAUUCGGAGAUAUUAUUAGCUCCUUGCAGACCAUGGCGGAGCCUUUCCUCAAAGAAAUGCUCAGUGAUGUAGUGGAAAAACCAGUCACAUGUGUCAUAGCAGAUGGCCUGUUUUAUUAUGCAGUGGAUAUUGGAAAUGAGAAGGGAGUUCCAGUUAUUACCUUUGACACUAUUAGUCCUUCCUGCCUAUGGGUUUAUCUCUGUCUGCCAAAACUCAUUGAGGCUGGCGUUCUUCCCUUCAAAGGAAAUGACUUGGAUGCCUUGGUAACACAUAUACCAGCCAUGGAAGGUCUUCUCCGACGACGAGAUCUUCCACACUUUUGUCUCUUGGAUGAUUAUAAAACCGAUCUUAAUUCUCAAGCCGUUUUUAAGGAGAUUGAGCGGAUCCCAAAAGCUCAUGGGCUCAUAUUGAACACGUUUGAAGAUUUGGAAGGGCCUUUUCUUUCUUGUAUUCGCUCUUACUUUCCUAAAACAUAUGCAAUUGGACCAUUGCAUUUGAACUUGAAGACUAAACUUGCUGUUAAAGCUACACCACCAUUAUCGUCCUCAAAUAGUUUGUGGGAAGAAGACCAUACUUCCAUUAAAUGGCUUGACGUGCAGUCCAAGGGAUCAGUAAUUUAUGUAAGUUUUGGUAGUCUUGCUGUUGUUUCAAGAAACGAGAUUUUGGAAUUUUGGCAUGGCCUGCUGAACAGUAAAGUUAAAUUUUUGUGGGUCAUGAGGCCUAACAUUUUAAAGGGAGGUGGGUCACAUGACGAAUUCAUGAAGGAACUUGUGGAGGGUUGCAAGGGAAUUGGUUACAUAGUGAGUUGGGCUCCACAAAAGAUGGUGCUAGCACACCAAUCCAUUGGUGGGUUUUUAACCCAUAGCGGGUGGAACUCAACAUUGGAAAGUAUCAUCGAGGGAAAGCCCAUGAUUUGUUGGCCUCAAUAUGUGGACCAAAGAGUCACAAGUAGAUUAGUAAAUGAAUUUUGGAAGGUUGGGUUAGACAUGAAAGACAUUUGUGAUAGAUACGUUGUAGAGAAAAUGGUAAAAGAUCUUAUGGGAACAAAAAAGGAUGAGUACAAGAAAACGAUUGAGAAAUUAUCAGAACUGGCAAUAAUAAGUGUUCAAGAAGGAGGUUUAUCGUACAAUAACCUCAACUGUCUCAUCGAUGACAUCAAAGGGUUGACUAGAUCUACAGAGAAUGGAAGCGUAAAAAUGUGACAAGUUACUACAACAAUACACUCAGUGUAAUCCCACAAGUGGGGUCUGUGAAAAACGUGACAAGUUACUAGAGAAAAGAAAUGUGUUUGUGAUUAACUUGUUGUUUUUGUUUUCUUCUCCAACUUCCUCCUCCGUUUCUUUCACAUUUUGUUAAUGAGAAAUUGGUUGUUACCUUCUCCAAAAAGUAAUAAAUAUUGGAUGUAAAGCCUUGAAAUUUUUUCACUAAGUAUUACUUCUCGGUCAGGCGCUAUAUUGGACAUAGGGUUAUUUGAAAAAUUGUAAAGAUGUAUAAUACUUAAAUCUUAUGCUUGAAAGUUUGUGUGGAUAUUUAAAAGAGAGGAGAAGUAGUUCGGACAAGUUGAAAAUGUGUGACUUGUUAUAACUCUAUGUUGAUUAAAUA
Lycium barbarum (goji berry) is the source of this 1969-nucleotide messenger RNA. Its product is annotated as 7-deoxyloganetic acid glucosyltransferase-like. The record is from RefSeq and is a predicted model, not a curated record. Lineage: Eukaryota; Viridiplantae; Streptophyta; Magnoliopsida; Solanales; Solanaceae. Bases 106 to 1569 code for a protein of 487 amino acids. Gene Ontology annotation, molecular function: UDP-glycosyltransferase activity. The transcript has 2 exons.